Gongylonema pulchrum is the source of this 374-nucleotide messenger RNA. Lineage: Eukaryota; Metazoa; Nematoda; Chromadorea; Rhabditida; Gongylonematidae. The record is from the annotation of a GenBank genome assembly.
AUGAAUGUGUUGCAGACAUUCCUGACAAGUAUCAGCGUAUCUGCAAUUGCAACAAACGGUGUCGUUGAGAGUGGUGGUGCCUAUUUUAUGAUAUCCCGUAACCUCGGUCCUGAAUUCGGCUCGGCAGUUGGCAUACUGUUUUAUUUGGCAAAUACUGUGGCCGCUGCUAUGUAUCUUGUUGGUGGUGUCGAAAUAUUGCUGGUUGGCUCAUCGUUCCCUUUUCUUUCUUUUAGGUUGAUGGGUUGGAUGUCCCAUAAUUUGCGAUUUUAUUCCACUCUUUUGCUGUUAUUGGAAUUCGCGAUUGUCGCAAUGGGAGUCAGAUUUGUUCAACUCUUUGCUCCGGUAAUUAUUUUUACCACCAGCGUUUUCUGAAA